AUGCCUGCCAAUCUACACGAGUUCUCUGCGGCAGAUAUCCGGAAACACAGGUCUGCCGAGUCAUGUUAUGUUACUCUAGGCUCAAAAGUUUAUAAUGUCUCGAAUUUUCUUGUCAAUCAUCCUGGGGGAAUGAGCUUAAUCCUUAAUCACGCCGGUACGGACUUAGGAGAUGUCCUAGCUGACGCCGCCAUUCAUCGACAUUCUAAUGCUGCCUAUGAGAUUCUCGAGGAAUACCACAUUGGUUUCGUUGACUCGGAGGUAGCAUCAAAAGCCGUUAUGGAUGGUUGGAGUAAGGAUCAGCCUAUGCCAGAGAGAGUGUAUACAGAUACUGAUACUCGGAUGGAAGGCGAGCAGAUUCCUGGAGAGACAGAGCGCGUCAAAAAAUAUCAUGAACACAGGUUCCUGGAUUUGAACAAACCUCUAUUUCCUCAGCUGUGGUAUGGAGGGUUCACGAGAGAAUUCUACCUGCAGGAGGUCCACCGUCCGCACUACUACAAAGCUGGAGAGUCCGCCAUUCUUUUUGGGAACAUACUCGAGCCCUUGAGCAAGACAGAGUGGUACCUCGUGCCUCUCAUUUGGUUCCCACCCGUCAUUUACGCGACAAUCACGGCAGCUGCUGGCCUAGGUAACAAUAUGAUGGCUACUGCAUACUGGGUCAUUGGCCUUUGUCUGUGGACAUUAAUCGAGUAUACAAUACACAGAUUUCUCUUUCACAUUGAUAAGUAUGGGUUCAAUCUAUUCAUCUGGGUCUUACGUUAA
Aspergillus pseudoviridinutans is the source of this 759-nucleotide messenger RNA. Its product is annotated as fatty acid 2-hydroxylase. Gene Ontology annotation, molecular function: fatty acid 2-hydroxylase activity; heme binding. Bases 1 to 759 code for a protein of 252 amino acids. NCBI's taxonomy places the organism in Eukaryota, Fungi, Ascomycota, Eurotiomycetes, Eurotiales, Aspergillaceae. Gene Ontology annotation, cellular component: endoplasmic reticulum; membrane. The transcript has a single exon. Gene Ontology annotation, biological process: fatty acid metabolic process. The record is from RefSeq and is a predicted model, not a curated record.